GUAAGUUGGUCGAGCGAACAACGAACAGCGCAGAACAGCGGAAACGGAAGCGAGCCGAGAGCACACAGCAGCCAGGAGCGAAGAAAGACGAGGCUUCCAGCAGAGAGAGAGACAGACGUCGCGGGUGUAGAAUUACAAAAUAAUAAACAAAACACAAAAUCCACCAAAUAAUUAUUUGUAGUGCCACGAAAAUUUCGAGUGACAUUUUCGCCACAAAUCAAUCGAUCGAGCUCGAUUUGAAACCUGAUUUGUAGUGUUCGAUCGUGUUCAAGUGUGUGUGUUUUUGAGUGUGUUUAAGCCAUGGGUUCUGGCCGUGCAAGCGAGAUAGAGCGAGAACUCUGAUUCGAUUCAAUUCGAUUGGAUUCGAUUCGCUUUAAUUCGAAUUCAAUUACAAAAUCCACCGUAGUGUCAAUUACAAACAACCGCAAAUACAGAUAUCAUAGCCAGCGAGUGAGUUUGGUUGGCAAGAGAUACCACCAAAGAUCCGAAGAUCUAGAGAUCCAGAGUUCCAGUUAAAAGCCACAUAAAUCAUGCCUGCGACACUGAUGUGGCUGCUGCUGCUAUCUUACGUUGCCGUUGCAACUGUCGGCGGCACGCGACUGCCUCUGGAAGUGUUUGAGAUCACACCGACUUCAUCGGCGGCGGAGGAUAAGCACAAGGCUUUGGAAUACACUGUCUAUGAUGCCAAGGAUCUAGCUGCCGCAGGAUCUUUGGGAGGUGUAGCCUCCUCUUCCAGUACAGUAAAGCCUGAAACUACGCUAACAGUGGUUAAUAUUCCAACGGCAGAGCAGGAAUCGCGGCGACAUGCGCGGCAAAUGUUGCAGAAACAGCAGCAACAUCGUAGCGGCAAUAGCAACAGGCAUGGAGGACACGGAGGAGGCGACAAGGAUCUGCGCAUUCUCUACCAAGUGGGGGACUCUGAGGAUGAUUUACCCAUCUGUGCACCGAAUGCCGUUUGCUCUAAGAUAGAUUUGUAUGAAACACCUUGGAUUGAGCGACAAUGCCGUUGUCCCGAAUCGAAUCGGAUGCCCAACAAUGUGAUCAUCCAUCAUCAUAGUCACAAUCUAGGGGGAUCGUUGGAUACUUCAAAGUAUAGAAACUACUAUGAAAGGGAGAAGUUGCUGCAGCACAAGCGUAUGCUGCUGGGCGAAUUCCAGGACAAGAAGUUCGAAAGUUUGCACUUGAAAAAGCUAAUGCAGAAGCUGGGCGCUGUCUAUGAGGAUGAACUGGAUCAGUCACCAGACUACAAUGAUGCCCUACCCUACACGGAGUUGCAGGACAAUGAGUUCCCGCGUGGAUCGGCCCACAUGAGGCACUCGGGUCAUCGGGGCUCAAAGGAGUCGCCGGCCAGUUUUAUUGGCGGCUGUCCUAGCAGUUUGGGCGUGGAAGAUGGCCAUACCAUAGCGGAUAAGACCAGGCACUACAAGAUGUGCCAGCCAGUACACAAAUUGCCAGUUUGCAAACACUUCCGUGACUACACCUGGACCUUGACAACAGCAGCCGAGUUGAAUGUCACAGAGCAGAUAGUGCACUGUCGUUGUCCUAGAAAUUCGGUGACAUAUCUCACCAAAAGAGAGCCCGUAGGCGAGGGCAGUCCCGGCUAUAGAUACCUCUUUGCCUGCUCUCCUGUCACGCGCCUUCGCUGUCAGCGGAAGCAACCCUGCAAGCUGUUCACGGUACGAAAGCGCCAGGAGUUCCUGGACGAGGUGAACAUCAAUGCCCUGUGCCAGUGUCCCAAAGGACACCGCUGUCCCAGCCAUCACACGCAGUCGGGUGUGAUAGCCGGCGAGAGUUUUCUGGAGGAUAAUAUACAGACCUAUUCCGGUUACUGCAUGGCCAACGAUUGAGCAGUUUAAUUGGGAUCAUCAUUCCACAAACACAAAAACAAAAAACCAUUGUAAAGGAGGACAGAUUUGAGCGGGGAGAGCAGCUAUUAUAUAGAUAUAUCGACUGAGCCAAUUGAGUCUCGCCAAGUUACCAAUUAAUUAAAAUGAGAAGAAAAAGAUAACGGAUAAUCGAACAAAUACAAAUGCCUAGAACUUAAAAUGCACAGAUUCAGAUGCGUGCGUUUUUUCAUUGCUACCAAAUUUUGGUCAUAAAACGUAUGAUAUAAAUAUUUAAUUAGUUUUAAGAACCGAUAUAUGUGCGCAGUUUGUUAUACAAAAUAAUUUGUAAUGAAUAUUUAUGAAAAAACGAAACACAAGAGCAGAGCCAGAGCCCAGCAGCAGGGAGGUUCGCAUAUGUAAUAUAGCAACAAACUAUACUCGUAAUCUAACCCGCAUAAAUUGUAUAUAUUUCUAUAUAUGUGUAUGUGUAUGUAUAACUAAAACAGUUUCAGUUUAUAAUUUAAACGGAAACGGAAAUGACACGCAGCAUAUUUCAAAGAGCAGGACGACGACGACGAUGAUGAUGAUGAUGAUGAUGUGCCAAACGCAAGAGGUGCAGUUAGUUAUCGUAAGGAUAUAAGGAUAUACAUAUAUGUCAUUGAAUAAUUCAUAGGGCAGUUCGAAACUGUGGCAACUCUGGCAGCUGUUUUAGUGCAAUUUUUCUUGUAUGGAAUUUCCUUGAAAUUUCCCUUUCAAGGAAAUUGUAAAUUAAUCUAGAAAUUGCGCAAAGGCUUUCCAAAAAAAAAUAAAACCCCAAAAGAAUCCUUUUAUGCUACGCAAGUUAGUAAACACCCAUGACUCCUCCUACUUUAACCCCUUAACCUAACCAUAUGUACAUCGAUUGAAGCUUCAGAAAAUGUGGCAAACGAAACGAGCGAUGUUUAAGUUUAAACACUUGUAAAAAGGCAACAAAUAAAUUUUAAUUUAUAAAAAAAA
Messenger RNA from Drosophila kikkawai, 2822 nucleotides. It is a transcript of the gene aos, whose product is annotated as protein argos. The record is from RefSeq and is a predicted model, not a curated record. Lineage: Eukaryota; Metazoa; Arthropoda; Insecta; Diptera; Drosophilidae.